Messenger RNA from Physcomitrium patens, 2130 nucleotides. RefSeq lists its product as uncharacterized. Gene Ontology annotation, molecular function: ATP binding; tRNA binding; lysine-tRNA ligase activity. Gene Ontology annotation, cellular component: cytosol; mitochondrion; cytoplasm. Lineage: Eukaryota; Viridiplantae; Streptophyta; Bryopsida; Funariales; Funariaceae. The record is from RefSeq and is a predicted model, not a curated record. Gene Ontology annotation, biological process: lysyl-tRNA aminoacylation.
UCGCUGGAGGAAGAAGGCUCACGCGCUGCGAGCUCCAAGUGCUCCUUCCUUUGCAAGCAAUCCGCGAGCGAUGGCGCUGGGGCGCCACAUUUGUUUCGCAAAAUCAUCUGCAUGCUUGUCAUCUCCUUCUUUAUCUUUUCUUUCAACUGCCGCGCACUUCCUUCAACCCCCCAAUCUUUUCUUUUCUCACAAGAGUGUGAAGUCGCCGCUGGCCAUGUUGGCUAGAGUGAGCCAUGUUGCUAGGUUUCCUGGCUUCAGGCGAUGCGAGAGAAGCUUGUUGCACUCUAUUAGGUGCAAUGCUUCAUCCUCAGCGCCACAAACGUCUGAGAAACCGGAGUCUAAGAACUCAAGGAACCCAAGGGUCUCAGAAGGGGGCAGGAGGAAGAAAAGCGCUGAAGUAGAUAGCACAUCUUCCAGGGAGGACAUUCGCACUCUCCGCUUGAAGAAGGUUGAAGAUCUUAGGGCGGGAGGAUUUGAACCGUAUGGCUAUACAUGGGACAGGACGCACACAGCUGCUGAGCUCCAAAAACAGUAUGUGGACUUACCCAGUGCAACAGAAGCUAACGAAGAGAAGGACCAUGUGGCCGUAGCAGGUCGCAUCAUUGCUCGGCGAGUGUUUGGAAAGCUUGCCUUCCUCACGAUGCGAGAUGAUUCAGGAGACAUUCAGUUGUAUUGUGAGAAAGCGAAACUAACCGACGAAGCCUUUGACCAAUUGAAGACUUUAAUGGAUAUUGGUGACUUCAUUGGUGCCAAGGGCACAAUGAAGAGGACGGAGAAAGGAGAGCUGUCUGUGCUUGUUGGAGAGCUUUCUAUCCUCACCAAGUCUUUACUCCCUCUACCCGACAAAUGGCACGGACUUACUGAUGUUGAGAAGCGGUAUCGCCAGCGGUAUGUGGACAUGAUUAUGAAUCCAGAUGUUGCCACUGUAUUCCGUGAUCGGGCUAAGAUCAUCUCAGAGAUACGAAGACACAUGGAAAGUCUCGGAUACCUGGAAAUCGAAACUCCAGUUCUUCAGGGAGAAGCUGGUGGAGCUGAUGCAAGGCCUUUUGUGACUCAUCACAAUGCUUUAGGACAGGAUAUGUAUCUCCGCAUAGCCACCGAACUUCAUCUAAAGCGCAUGGUGGUGGGAGGUUUUGAGAGGGUGUAUGAAAUUGGCCGAAUUUUCCGAAACGAGGGCAUUUCAACACGUCACAAUCCCGAGUUCACAUCUAUUGAGCUAUAUCAAGCGUAUGCCGACUAUGAUGACAUGAUGAACCUUGCUGAGGAGAUCGUUGAAAAAUGCGCACUAACAGUCAAUGGCAGCCUUUCCCUUACUUACCAGGGCACAGAAAUUUCUCUGCAAAGGCCAUGGAAGCGGGCAAGUAUGCAUUCACUGGUAGAGGAGGUCACUGGCAUUAACUUCGCUAGCUUUGGUGAUGACAUAGAGGCAGCAAAAAAUGCAGCCGUGAGUUUCUUUGCAGGUCACAUUGAGAGGCAUGACACUGGGACCAUCUUAAAGGCCCCUUCAAUAGGCCAUCUCGUCAAUGAGGUGUUUGAGAUGGUAGUGGAAAAGACUUUAAUACAGCCAACGUUUGUGAUGGACCAUCCCGUAGAAAUUUCACCGCUGGCUAAACCACAUAGAAGUAAACCUGGGCUUGUUGAAAGGUUUGAGCUUUUUGUAUAUGGUCGGGAAAUGGCUAAUGCGUUUUCAGAGUUGACGGAUCCCAUUGAGCAGAGGUCGCGAUUCGAAGCACAAGUGCGAACGCACAAUGCUGCAAUGGCCGCUGCUGCUGAGGCUGCAAAGGCUAAGGGCGACACUGCACUUACGAGCGCUAUAAAUGACGCGUAUGAGGUUGGCAUGGACGAGGACUUCGUAACUGCGUUGGAAUACGGAAUGCCUCCGACUGCUGGAAUGGGAAUCGGAAUCGACCGCCUGGUGAUGCUUUUGACAGACAGUGCAAGCAUUCGGGAUGUCAUCGCUUUUCCUGUGAUGAAGUCUCAAUAGAAGUCCUCUGUCGGGCAUGGAUGCUAGACAGGGAUUCAAUUUUGUACUACUCAGUUCUGGGUCGAUACAGAGCAUGGAUGGAAUUUAAUUUGUGUUUAUCCUCAACAUUUAUGAACACAGAGAAAAGAAUCUUUCUUUGCCUAGUA